GUUAUCUCUAAUUACGCGAAGGGCCGGACGCCUCCCGGUGUGAACACCUGGCAAUUCAACUUCAGGUUUGACAAGAAUCGCGACAAACUCGCCAAAGACUCCAUCGAUCUGCUCGUCAACAGUGGCCUCAACUUCGACCGAAUGGCGUCCGCCGAUGGCAUCGAUGCGACCGAUUUCGCGGAACUGCUGACCACUUCUGGUCUGGUCCUUAACGAGAGCACCCGCUGGAUCUCAUUCGAUGGCUGUUACGACUUCGGCUAUUUGUUGAAGAUAUUGACGGACGAGUGUUUGCCCUCCACUUUGCAAGAGUUCACCGAAUUGUUGUCCAUUUUCUUUCCGGUUGUUUAUGACAUAAAACUGGUGUUGAAUUGUAUUAAGGGAUACGCCGGAAGUCUACAAGACGAAAGCCUUCAGUUGGAUGUUCGGCGAUACGGCGCUCCCCAUCAGGCCGGCAGUGAUAGCCUAUUGACCGGCAAUACAUUCUUCAGACUCCUUGACUACUAUAAAGUGAGACCCGAAGACACGUAUCAAUACAGCGGACAUCUGUAUAGAUUGAGUCCACAUAGCAGUGAUCACAACCGAAUUAGUCCCGAUUCUACCGAUUCUUGCGAUUCCACAUCUAUUACGAAUGGAAACGACUAUUAUUAGUGGUUUUAUUAUUGUUAUAUUAUAUUAGAGAAAUUAACAUUAUUACUGUAUAAUCAUUAUAUUCAACACAAAUCUCAUAUUUAAAAAUCAAUUAAUAGUCAAUAGUUAUAAAAAUGUGAAUAAUAAAUAAAACAAUGAAAGUAUUUUAAUCAAUA
Medioppia subpectinata is the source of this 803-nucleotide messenger RNA. The record is from the annotation of a GenBank genome assembly. NCBI's taxonomy places the organism in Eukaryota, Metazoa, Arthropoda, Arachnida, Sarcoptiformes, Oppiidae.